Hibiscus syriacus is the source of this 663-nucleotide messenger RNA. RefSeq lists its product as uncharacterized. The transcript has a single exon. The record is from RefSeq and is a predicted model, not a curated record. Bases 213 to 527 code for a protein of 104 amino acids. Gene Ontology annotation, biological process: negative regulation of cell population proliferation. NCBI's taxonomy places the organism in Eukaryota, Viridiplantae, Streptophyta, Magnoliopsida, Malvales, Malvaceae.
CUUUACUAUAUAUAUAACAACAUAUAGCCCCACAACUGUCUGCAGCCCUGAGAAUCCUUCUCAGUCAAAUCUCCUUCUAAACUUCUUUUUUUUCAUUGUUCAUCUCUCCCACGCGCAGACAAAGAGGUUAUCAGGUUUAAGUUAAAGAGAUCGAACUCUGAGAGAACUGUCUAUCCCAUUAUUGCUAGUGUUGCAGCCUCCGAGCUCAUUACAUGGAUGAGAAGUGGAAGCUAUCAAAGAAGGAAGCUUCAGGCACCACCCAUUGUUCUAGUUCUUCAAAGUUCUCACUCCCAAGGAGUUUAUCAACAAAGAGUGUUUCUUCCAAGUCUCCCCUUCUUAGGAGUUCCUCACAGAAAAACUCUACUUCUUCUUCUUCAUCUAAAUGUUCACUACCAAGAAGUUUUUCACAAAAGACUACCAUUUCGCGGAAAUGUAGUAGCGUGGCCAAGGAACAGAAGGCAAGAUUUUACAUUAUGAGGCGAUGUGUUGCCAUGCUUGUCUGCUGGCAUAAACACGGAGAUUCUUGAACAUCAGUGGAGAUAAUGAUCAUAUAUAGAUCAGUAGGGAAUUAAGGUUCCUUUUCCUUUUCUCCACUCGUUUAUGCAAGAUGGUUCUUGGAUUUGUUUGUCUUGAAUCUCAUGGAUUUUUAUUCAUCCACUGCAU